Homo sapiens (human) is the source of this 1115-nucleotide messenger RNA. It is a transcript of the gene CXCL2, whose product is annotated as C-X-C motif chemokine ligand 2. Bases 76 to 399 code for a protein of 107 amino acids. Gene Ontology annotation, cellular component: extracellular region. The transcript is spliced from 4 exons. Gene Ontology annotation, molecular function: chemokine activity. Gene Ontology annotation, biological process: immune response; defense response; cell chemotaxis. NCBI's taxonomy places the organism in Eukaryota, Metazoa, Chordata, Mammalia, Primates, Hominidae. The record is from RefSeq and is marked reviewed.
ACAGAGCCCGGGCCACAGGCAGCUCCUUGCCAGCUCUCCUCCUCGCACAGCCGCUCGAACCGCCUGCUGAGCCCCAUGGCCCGCGCCACGCUCUCCGCCGCCCCCAGCAAUCCCCGGCUCCUGCGGGUGGCGCUGCUGCUCCUGCUCCUGGUGGCCGCCAGCCGGCGCGCAGCAGGAGCGCCCCUGGCCACUGAACUGCGCUGCCAGUGCUUGCAGACCCUGCAGGGAAUUCACCUCAAGAACAUCCAAAGUGUGAAGGUGAAGUCCCCCGGACCCCACUGCGCCCAAACCGAAGUCAUAGCCACACUCAAGAAUGGGCAGAAAGCUUGUCUCAACCCCGCAUCGCCCAUGGUUAAGAAAAUCAUCGAAAAGAUGCUGAAAAAUGGCAAAUCCAACUGACCAGAAGGAAGGAGGAAGCUUAUUGGUGGCUGUUCCUGAAGGAGGCCCUGCCCUUACAGGAACAGAAGAGGAAAGAGAGACACAGCUGCAGAGGCCACCUGGAUUGCGCCUAAUGUGUUUGAGCAUCACUUAGGAGAAGUCUUCUAUUUAUUUAUUUAUUUAUUUAUUUGUUUGUUUUAGAAGAUUCUAUGUUAAUAUUUUAUGUGUAAAAUAAGGUUAUGAUUGAAUCUACUUGCACACUCUCCCAUUAUAUUUAUUGUUUAUUUUAGGUCAAACCCAAGUUAGUUCAAUCCUGAUUCAUAUUUAAUUUGAAGAUAGAAGGUUUGCAGAUAUUCUCUAGUCAUUUGUUAAUAUUUCUUCGUGAUGACAUAUCACAUGUCAGCCACUGUGAUAGAGGCUGAGGAAUCCAAGAAAAUGGCCAGUGAGAUCAAUGUGACGGCAGGGAAAUGUAUGUGUGUCUAUUUUGUAACUGUAAAGAUGAAUGUCAGUUGUUAUUUAUUGAAAUGAUUUCACAGUGUGUGGUCAACAUUUCUCAUGUUGAAGCUUUAAGAACUAAAAUGUUCUAAAUAUCCCUUGGACAUUUUAUGUCUUUCUUGUAAGGCAUACUGCCUUGUUUAAUGUUAAUUAUGCAGUGUUUCCCUCUGUGUUAGAGCAGAGAGGUUUCGAUAUUUAUUGAUGUUUUCACAAAGAACAGGAAAAUAAAAUAUUUAAAAAUA